CUGGUGAGACCAAGUCAGUCACUCUGUUACAGGACCUUCACAAAAUCCCUGGAUUGGCUGUCAGUAAAAGGCUGAAAUUGAUAUUCACCAAAUCCAAGUCCCACACCUACCAUGGGUACCAAAAGCCUUUUAGGCUGCCUUCUUCUGACAGCUGUGCUCAGCCUGUCCAGUGCUGGGCUGGUGAAGAAGAUCCUUCGGCAUCGACGACAGACCCUGGUAUCCUCAGGAGAGGACAACAUCACCCUCCCAAGUCCAGGCCAGCCCGUGGUUUUCAACCACGUCUACAACAUCAACGUCCCUGCCAGCGCCAUGUGCUCUGUGAACCUGGACGCUCCAGACGUACAGCUCGAGCCCAAAGAUGCACCCGCCCUGCCAGGCUUUCACACCACUGAGCACACCGCCGAUAAGGAGAACCAGAUUGUCUUCACCCAUCGUAUCAACAUUCCCCGGCAGGCUUGUGGCUGUGCUGAUGACCUACCAGAGCUGAAAGCCCUCCUGAGCAGGCUGGAGAUGCUGGAGGGAGAACUUUCAACGCUGAGAGAGCAGUGCAACGGGGAUGCUAACUGCUGCAGUGCACAGGUCACAGGUGAAGUGGGAACUAAGCCUUACUGCAACGGUCAUGGAAACUACAGCACUGAAACCUGUAGCUGCGUAUGUGAGCCUGGGUGGAAGGGGCCCAACUGCACUGAGCCCGGGUGUCCCGGCGACUGCCAGAACCAGGGUCGCUGCGUGGAUGGAAAGUGUGAGUGCUUCAAGGGCUUUGCUGGAGAGGACUGCACACUGGAAGUCUGCCCCGUCGACUGUGGAGAGAAUGGCCGGUGCGUCGGCGGCUUUUGCGUCUGCUCGGAUGGUUACUUUGGCGAAGACUGCUCCCAGACCAACUGCCUGAACAACUGCCUGGGCCGAGGCCGCUGCGAAGACGGCGACUGCGUGUGUGACGAGCCCUGGACCGGCUUCGACUGCUCCGAGCUCAUCUGCCCCAAAGACUGCUAUGACCGUGGACGCUGCGACAACGGGACCUGCUACUGUGACACGGGCUACACCGGGGAGGACUGUGGACAGCGCACCUGCCCCAACGACUGCCAGGGCAAUGGCUUCUGUAUUGACGGCCAGUGUGUUUGCACCGCUGGCUACAGUGGGGAAGACUGCUCCAAGCUCACCUGCCUGAAUGACUGUAACGGCAGAGGCACAUGCUUCAAUGGCAUGUGUAUCUGUGACAGCGGCUACCAAGGUGAGGACUGCAGCCAGUUGGCGUGCCUGAACAACUGCAACAACAGAGGGCAGUGCAUCAACGGCCAGUGCGCCUGUGAUGUGGGCUUCCAGGGUGAGGACUGCUCCGAGCUGUCCUGCCCCAACGACUGCCAGAGCAGGGGCCGCUGUGUCAACGGCCAGUGUGUGUGUGAGGAGGGCUUUGCGGGCGAGGACUGCAGCGUCAAGACCUGCCCCUCGAACUGCUACGGCCGCGGAGAAUGCAUCGAUGGCCGCUGUGUGUGCUACGUUGGUUUCAGCGGCGAGGACUGCGGUGAACUGAGCUGCCCGAGCAAUUGCCUGAACCGCGGCCAGUGCAUCGAUGGGCAGUGUGUGUGCGACGAGGGCUUCACCGGGGAAGACUGCAGUCAGAAGGCCUGUCCCAACGACUGCCUAGGCCGGGGGUACUGCGUCGACGGCAAGUGCGUCUGCCAAGAGGGAUACUCAGGCGACGACUGCUCAGUGCUCGCCUGCCCAGAUAACUGCAACAACAGGGGGCGCUGUGUCAAUGGCAGGUGUGCCUGUGAAGAGGGGUAUGAGGGAGACAACUGCGGCGACCUGAGCUGCCUCAACAACUGCCAGGACAAAGGCCGCUGUGUGAAUGGCCAGUGUGUCUGUGAUGAAGGAUACAUUGGAGAAGACUGCUCAGAAGUCUCCCCUCCUACGGACCUGAAAGUCACCGACGUCACCACUGAGACGGUGGACCUGUCCUGGAGUAACGAGAUGUUGGUCACAGACUACCUUGUGACGUACGCGCCCACCAGUCCUGGAGGCCUUCACCAGGAGAUCACUGUGCCAGGAGACAAAAUGGUGGCCACUAUCAAAGAGCUGGAGCCUGGAAUCGAGUACAUGAUCCACGUGUAUGCCAUUCUGAGCAACAAGAGGAGCGUCCCCGUCUCUGCCCGGGUGGCCACCCAUCUCCCACAGCCAGAGGGUUUGAGGUUCAAAUCAGUGAGGGAGACCUCGGUGGAGGUGGAGUGGGACCAGCUGGACAUUUCCUUUGAUAGCUGGGAGAUCUAUUUCCGCAACACGAAAGAAGAAAAUGGAAAGAUUGUCAACACCCUCCCGCCCUAUCAAAACAAAUUUAACCAGUCGGGCCUCGGACCAGGACAGGAGUAUGAAGUCUCCAUCAAUAUAGUCAAGAACAACACCAGAGGACCCCAGGCGUCAAAGAAAUUCACAACCAAGAUCGGAGCCCCUCGGCAGGUGGAGGUGAAGGACGUGACCGAAUCCUCAGCUCUGGUCACCUGGUCGCAGCCGAUCGCCGAGGUGGACGGAGUCACUGUGUUCUACUGGCCCACCUCCGACCCCUCGGACAGAACCAGCGUGGACCUUUCCUCCGCAGACAAGCAGCACAGCAUCGGCAAUCUGACCCCGGACACAGAGUACCAGGUCAGCCUGACCUCCAGGAGGGGAGGCAGCACCAGCGAGCCUGUCACUGACACCUUCACCACAGACCUGGAUGCCCCGAGGAACCUGCAGACCCUGUCCCAGACAGACGACAGUAUCACGCUGCAGUGGAGUAACAGUCUGGCUGAUGUGGACAGCUACAGGGUGAAGUACAGCUCCAUCUCUGGGGGCCCUCAUGGUGAGGAGGUUUUCCCACGCGGCCCUGGAGACACCACACAGGCUACUAUCCCCGGGCUGAAUCCAGGGACAGAAUAUGGAGUUGGAGUCACCGCUGUGAAGAAUGAGAGAGAGAGUCUCCCUGCUACUAUAAAUGCAGCAACUGACCUUGAUCCCCCCAGAGAUCUGAGACAGAGCGAGUCAACAGAGACCACGCUCACCUUGGAGUGGCAGACACCCCGGGCCAAGAUCACCGCCUACAAGCUGGUGUAUGUCUCGAGGGAUGGUCGCUCAGAGGAGGUCGUAAUCCCAGCCACCGCCACCACCCACGUCCUGACCAACCUGACUCCUGGGAUGGUCUACACCGUCACCUUGACUGCAGAACGGGGUCAGAGGAGGAGCGCGCCUGCCACUCUGUAUGCAUCUACAGCCUCUUUCACAUUUUACUUAGCUGACUCUGACGUCCCUGAGCUAACGACUCCCUCAGGCUCGGAGGACAAUGUCAUUAGCUUUGUGUAUUUAGAGCCUCCUGAAACCCAGUUCUCUGGGACGGGGCCUGAGGAUGCACUUGGAGCCCUGACUAUCUCAGGCCUAACAGCUGAUGGAUUUGACCUCUCAUGGGAACUAAAGGCUCAUGGUGUCUAUGAUAGUUUCACAGUAGAAUAUAGGGACACUCAGCGAUUACAGGAAAUGAACGAGGUCCAACUUCACGGAGAUGCCACUGGCUCUAGAAUCCAAGGCCUGAAGGCAUCCACAGAAUAUCAAAUAAAACUUUACGGAAUAACCAAUAGCCAGAGAUCUGCGCUACUUGAAGCUGUUGCAGUCACAGCACCCAAGCCUACCUCUCCAGAUGUACUUACGCUGAGUAUCAAAGACGCCCCAACUACACCACAGUCUGCUUUGGAUACAGGAGCUGUCCAAACCCCAGGCCCCCUCCGUCCUUUAGCCUCACAGGGUCCAUCCCUCUCUAGUUCUGGUGGGAUGAUCUCUGGGGCUGAACCUGAGGGCUCUAGCCUGGACGUGUUUGGGGAGCUCAGAGUCACAAAUGUGACCUCUGCUAGCAUGAGGCUAGCCUGGUCAGCUCCUGACGAGGCCUUUGAUAGCUUUUUGGUGGAACUCAAUGCCGUGUCAGGGAAGACACAAGCUCAUGUGACCACAGUACCAGGAAGUGUCAGGAAGGCUGAAAUAGAGGGUUUGUCCCCCUCGACACGCUAUCAUAUUACACUGCAUGGGCUGGUGGAAGGGGAGCGAUCUUUACCUCUUAAGGUUUUUGCCACUACAGAAGAGCUGAGGCCUAUGGUGGUGAACCUCACCAUCUCUGACAUUACAUGGGACAGCUUCAAUGUGUCCUGGAGCCCCAAGGAUGGGGAGUUUGACAGCUUUGUCAUUGAGGUAACAAACUUGGAGCAUAUUGCAGAGAGCCAGAACCUCACUCUGUCCGGAGACGCCUACAGCUUGGGCAUCUCCGGGCUGAAUCCCAACACCAGCUACAUGGUUGCUCUGUACGGGAUGCAUCAGGGCUCCUUCCUUGACCCUGUGUACACUGACGCCACCACAGUGAACGAGCCAGUGGUUGGCAAUCUAUAUGUGUCUAACUUAACGUCAGAGAGCUUUUCAAUCUUCUGGAACGGCACUGAGGGAGAAUUUGAUGGUUAUAUCCUGGAGAUUAUUGAUUCUGAUUGGCUGAGGGAGCCUAAGGAAUAUAACGUAUCCCUCAAUGUAACAUCCUACAAGAUCACAGGGCUUAGGCCCAGCACUGACUAUGUAGCCUACCUCUAUGGGAUAUUCAAGGGGUCCCGAACAAGUGCUGUCAGUAUUGUUGCAUCAACAGCUGCAGAGCCUGAUUUGUCCAGGCUAGUUGUUUCUAACAUUACCUCAGACAGAUUUUCUCUGUCAUGGAGGACAGGAGAGAAGGCUUUUGAUAACUUUAUAGUAGAAGUCAGACAGUCCGCUUUGCCCUCGCAGGCGAUGGGGCGCACUGUACCAGGAGGGGUGCGCUCCACAGUCAUGGCCGGGCUCAAAGCGAGCACAAGCUACAACAUCAAACUAUAUGCCAGCAGUGGUGGCCAGAACACACAGCCCCUGUACGCUGUAGCUACGACAGAGGAUGUCCCACAGUUGGGUCCCAUAACAGCUUCAUCUGUAAGCCCAGAUAACCUCACCUUGUCCUGGAGCACUGUGUCAGGCCAUUUUGAUGGCUUUGUUAUCCGGGUCAGUGACUCUGAGCACCUGACUGAUACACUGGAGUUCAGACUGCCUGGUGAAGUCCUUAACAUUACGGUUGCUAACCUGAUGGAUGCCACAGGCUAUGAUAUUGAACUGUAUGGUAUCUCUCAUGGGCGCCACACUCCCUCUGUGUUAGCCCAUGCCGUCACAGCUCCUUUACCCAAAGUGGAAAAUUUGACCAUUUCCAACAUAACCCCAUACGGCUUCCGCGUGUCCUGGGAGACGAAGCAGCAGCAGCAGCAGCAGCCGCAACAGCAGCAGCAGCAGGAAGUUGCUCCCUCUAGUGGUGGUUUCAGCCACUUUGAUAUAGUGGUGACUGACUCUGGCUGGCUGCUGGAGCCUCAAGAGUUCACUGUCCCAGGCAACCAAAGCCACCUGGACAUCUGGGGCCUGAUCACCGGCAUAGGCUAUGAGGUCAGGCUGACUGGGGUGUCAGAGUCAGGGCUGCUCUCUCGGCCGCUGACGACAGUGGCUGUGACAGAGGCUGAGCCAGAGGUGGAGCAUCUUUUUGUCUCGGACAUCACAGCUGACAGUUUCCGCCUGUCGUGGACUGCUGAUGAAGAUCUGUUUGACAGAUUUGUGAUCAAAAUAAGAGACACCAAAAAAUUAGCCCAUCCGCAGGAGUACGGCGUCCUUGGUGAUGAGCGAACCAAGGUCUUAACUGGACUUAUGGGUGGCACUGAGUACGAAAUAGAGCUGUAUGGUGUCACAUUGGAGCGGCGCUCCCAGCCUGUCACUGGGGUUGCUCAGACAGGACUGGCCUCUCCAAAGGGACUUCACUUCUCUGACGUGACUGACACCUCAUCCAUGGUUGACUGGACCAUGUCUCGCUCUCGAGUGGAUACCUACCGUAUCAUCUAUGUGCCACUUGAAGGAGGAAGCCCAAUGUCAGUGACUGUAGAUGGCACUGUGUCCCAGGCUGUGCUGCCCAAUAUGCUCCCUGGCAAGACGUACCAGGUGACGGUCACUGCUGUGAGGGGCCUGGAGGAAAGUGACCCCAGCACCGGCACAGUAACCACAGCUCUGGACAAGCCUCAGGGUCUGACUGCAGUCAAUGUCACUGACACCUCAGCCCUGUUGCUGUGGCAACCCUCCGUGGCCACUGUGGACGGCUACGUCAUUACCUACAGUGGCAGUUCAGUGUCCCCAGUCACAGAGCAUGUUUCUGGGAACACGGUGGAGUUUGAGAUGGGCUCCCUGGUCCCAGCCACCCACUACACCGUCGGGGUCCAUGCUGUGAGGGACACCCAGAGAAGUGACUCUGCCACCACUGAAUUCUUCACUGAUGUGGAUCCUCCUCGUGAUCUGGCUGCUAGCAACAUUCAGACUGAUAGUGCCACUGUCACGUGGAAACCUCCACGGGCCGCCGUCACCGGCUACACCCUCACCUUCUCCUCUGCUGAUGCUACAGUCAGGGAGGUGGUGCUGAGCCCGACAGCCACCUCUUACAGCAUGAGUGAUCUAACUGGCUCUACAGAGUACACUGUCAGACUGCAGGCCAUUGUCGGACCCCAGAAGAGUCGCCCUGUUAGCACCAUCUUCUCGACUAUUGGGAAGUUGUACCGACACCCAAAGGACUGCGCUCAGGCUUUACUGAACGGGGAGACGACCUCGGGCCUGUAUACCAUCUAUCUGGAGGGGGAGGAGAGCCAACCCAUCCAGGUCUACUGUGACAUGACCACAGAUGGUGGAGGCUGGAUGGUCUUCCUGAGGCGCCAGAAUGGAAAGCUGGAAUUCUUCAGGAACUGGAAGAACUACACUGCUGGCUUCGGUAACAUGAAUGAUGAGUUCUGGCUGGGUCUCUCCAAUCUCCACAAGAUCACGUCCUCUGGACAGUAUGAGCUGCGGGUCGACCUGAGGGACAAUGGAGAAACUGCGUACGCUCAAUAUGACAAGUUCAGUGUCGCAGAGCCGCGAACACGCUAUAAGGUCUACAUAGGGGGGUACAGUGGAACAGCAGGUGACUCCAUGACUUACCACCAGGGCCGACCCUUCUCCACCUAUGACAACGAUAAUGACAUCGCCGUCACCAACUGCGCUUUGUCCUAUAAGGGCGCCUUUUGGUAUAAAAACUGUCAUCGUGUCAACCUCAUGGGAAAAUACGGUGAUAAUAGUCACAGUAAGGGGAUCAACUGGUUCCAUUGGAAGGGCCACGAGCAUUCGAUUGAAUACGCAGAGAUGAAGAUUAGGCCGGCCAACUUCAGAAAUUUUGAGAGCAGACGGAAAAGAUCAUAGACUCGUGAACCCCUCAGCUCUUCCUUGUUUAUAUCCCGCCCCUUUUUUUCCUCCAGGCUUUUCAAUAACAAUGGACGUCUGUGUCUCCUCACCCUCAAAUCUCUCCAAUCAACAAACCAAGGUGAUCACGCGCUGAAUGUGGUUCAGCUGGCUAAGAAAUGUACUUGAUAAGAUUACACCAAAGAUAACACGGUGGGAACAGAACGAGACGUGCAGGUAGUCAUCGGUGCAUUAGCCCUCGUGUAGCUACAUAAAACAUUGAGUUGGCACAGUUGUAUGUAUGUUUAUAUAACUGCUUUCACAUUGAGUUUCAUUGGAAUGUAGCAAUUCAGCCAAUAAAUAUGAAAAGACAUACACCAUUUUAUGAUAGGGAUUUUUUUUUUCUUUCAUACUUUGUCAUUUCACUUAUCUUGCCAAGAUCUCCGAUUGACAAAAAAAAAAAAAAAAAAAAAGUGGGAUAAUGAGAUGAUUUUGGACCAAACAGCUGUCUCUGCAGGACAGUUUGCUUUAAAAUGCUGUAAAUGGAUCCACUGAACCAUGUCAAAGGCACAUAGUCACGAGGCUUGAGGGAAGUUAAAUUCUCCACUAUUGUACGGUUGGCUUUUUCUCUUCUUGCUCUGUCCUGAAGUGAGUUGUGGACAGGACUAAUCUAUCUAGCUAUAAUUCAUUUUGGUAUUGUUGAAGGAUGGAUGUGUAAAAUGUUCUUUUUUUUUAACCUACUGAAGUCCUUGAGAUGUUUUAAUACGUUUACUGUACAAUGAAGAGAACUAUCAUUUAGCAUUUGGAGGCCACUAAUACCACUGAAUAGCUGUUUAAAUUCUAAUUUACUUAUUUUAAUAGAAUGAAAACUAAUG
Molecule: messenger RNA, 8129 nt
Organism: Myripristis murdjan (pinecone soldierfish)
Lineage: Eukaryota; Metazoa; Chordata; Actinopteri; Holocentriformes; Holocentridae
Product: tenascin
Exons: 29
Coding region: 112-7275 (2387 amino acids)
Biological process (GO): regulation of cell adhesion; neuron projection development
Molecular function (GO): protein binding
Source: RefSeq, a predicted model, not a curated record